Molecule: messenger RNA, 3351 nt
Organism: Misgurnus anguillicaudatus (oriental weatherfish)
Lineage: Eukaryota; Metazoa; Chordata; Actinopteri; Cypriniformes; Cobitidae
Source: RefSeq, a predicted model, not a curated record
GUUGGCUAUAUGAUAUAUAGCAAUGGAAAUGUAUUGUCUUACUGUUUAGACUUAAUCUUCUGUACAGAGUGUACAGACUGUGAAUAAACAGGAUGUGUGUGUCUAGCAGCUGAGUAUAAAGUGUGAGCGCAGAGUUGAAGGUUGCCUUUUUCUGCACAGUCUAAAUGGGGCAGACGGAAGUGCCUCUUGCAAGAUAUUAAAACCAUUUUAAACUGUAUUGGGUUCUAACCAUAAUUAUUCAAGUUCAACAAGGUAAAAUUCCACAAGCAGCCCCAAAAUAGCUACCAAAAAAGUAUUUUAACACUUUAAACCAGGGCUUUUAACCAGAAUUUUUUUCCAAUUGGUUCGUUCCGAACAGAAACAGUAUUUUAACGUUUCCGGUUUUCUGUUCAACCCUAAAAAUGACGUUAUUGAACCUGUUAGAACAAAAAAAUAAUGUUCUCAAACCGGUUAACGUUCCAUGUCAGCUGUGGGACAUACAAAUAAGUAAGUAGGCUGAUCAUUAGGACAUUAAACUUAAAUUAUUAGUCUACAUAAUUGUCCUUAAGUCUCUAUCUUGUCAUCAAACAUUAAAAAAGGCUACAUUAUGUAAGCCGCAUUACUGUAAUUCUAACAUGCCUACAUUUGUUAAGUGCACUUAAACACGCACACACACAGACGGAUGACAAAUGCCAAACAGUGCUUUGGGAAAGAAGAUGCAGCAUAAACAGUCGCUCCACAUAAAGUGAAAAUUAUGUUGUUUUUUAGUGCUUUAUUUGCCAAAUGUAUUUUAAUGGAUUACAGUAUGAGACACAGUAGCGCAACUCUCACUCUAAAUCAAGAGUUCUGGGCCCGGUUCCCCGAUAACGUUCACUCUUAGCGUGCUAAGAAGACUCAAAAAGAUAUAUCCUACCAAAGUUGUUUGUGUUCCUAAGUGUGUUCCCCGAAGUGUCUCUUAGGAAGCUUCUUAACACGCUGCCUCUAAGAACGACGUAACAAUGUCGCUGUCCCAAGUGAAGGUGCUGAAUUAUUUGCGAUCGAUCUCUCAGGGAUCGAUUUUCCACUUCACGUGAAGGUGCAUUACGGCGUUAAGAAAAACAACACGUUCUAUACAAAUGGAACAUUACUCAAAUUAUUCCAGUAACAUUUAUUUUAACAUAGUUUAGUUAUCUGUAAAAUAUAGACUAUUAAUUAAAUUAUCAAAUUGUCAGUAAUACAGGUAGACGAACCGGGUAUCCCUCGCUAAUCAUUCACCUUCCUUAUCCACUUGUGCCACUUGUGCCGCUUCUUGAUAUGGAUUUAACGACUUCUAAAAAUUAUGUAAUACAGUUUUAGAUUAAUGGUAAGUGUAAAAUCGACCAUAAAUAGGCGAUUUCUGCAGAUGAACAACAAGUUUAUUAACAACCAGCAACGCACUACACAGUCAAUGUAUUGACUAAAAAAUGUCGCCCUCAGACACACCCCCUCCCCGUACUUCAGUCACUCUCACUUAAAGGAACAGUGUUGAAACAAUACACUAUCACAUCACAUGACAGUAAGGUACUUCACAAUCAGAAUUGAUUGGCAAGCAGCUGCAGUUAAUUCUGUUUAAUGAGGUAUUGAUUGUCAUUGGUUAAUGUUUUCAAUAAAAAGCAACAUAUCAACAAUGAAAAGAGAGAGAGAGAGAGAGAGAGAGAGAGAGAGAGAGAGAGAGAGAGAGAGAGAGAGAGAGAGAGAGAAUAUGGUGGGGAAGCAACGUAAAAAAAGGGCACCAAGCUUCUCGUCAGAGGAACUUGAAGUUUUGCUGGACGAGGUAAGCUUGCCCAAAGUGACGCUGUUUUCCAGCUUUCGGAAUAAUUUGCCCAACAGCAACAAAAAGGAGCUAUGGAGCGACAUAGCAAGGAAGAUGGCUGCCUCCGGGUCAGGCACACCAAGGUCCUGGCAGGACGUCAGGAAAAAAUGGCAUGAUUUUUCAAGCCAGGUUAAGGUGAGAGGUUCUGCUGUCCGUAGAGACCGGGCGAGGACAGGUGCGGGGACCAGUUCAGUGCAACCCUUAAUAGCACAUGAGGAGAAGGCACUGGCGAUAAUGGGAGACACAGUCUCACAUGGAAUCCCUGGGGGGAUUGACGUUAGAAGAGGUGAUGCUGAACAGGCCUCAUGCUCCAGGUCAUCGCCACCCCUCAAUGUGCCAUGCUCCCCAGACAUUGAGCCACCAGCAGCACUCUCCUCACCUGGGAGCACUGAGCCGGAAGAAUGCACUAUACCACCACCUCCCGUACACACGUCUCCACCAGUUUUUUGCAACAUGACAUCACAACGUCGCUCGACAAUCUCACCAUGUCGGUGUAGCGAAGAGUUGGUGAACAUUGAAAAAGAGAAGUUGGUCGUGUUGCAGGACAUUCAGUGCCAGUUGACCAAAGCAAAUGAGCUCGCUCGCCAGUCUCUGGAACUGAAGAGAGCCAAGCUGGAACUGGCCAAGCAGCAGCAUGCCCUAGCACAGAGGUCCCCAACCACCGGGUCGCGACCCAGUACAGGGUCGUGGACAAGUUGCCACCGGGUCGCAAGAACGUCCCGGAACUUUUUUUUAUAAUAGCCACGUAAUAGCUUAAUCGGGUAUUUUGUACUUAGAGCCGACUUCAAAUAACAUCGAUCAUUUCCACUGUUGUACAGAGUCGCUCUCUCUUUUUCUUGGUCUCUCUCUCUCUACCAGCGCAUCAGCGAUCACAUUGCUGUCAUAAGAGUUUUGAGCAUACAGUACUUCUAAAACACAAUCGAUCAAAGAAUUGCAGAGUUAUAACUUUAUGAAUAAUUUGCAAAUGUACCUCGCAAAUCAUGUAAAUACGCGGAGACGUUCAACUGUGUGACAUGGGCAUCGCAAAUGACUGAAAAGUAAUUAUUUUAUUCUUCUUUAAAACAACUUCAGAAAUAUCCAGCGAUCGUGGCAUCAUAAUAAACUAUUAAUCAUAUUUUAACGGCUGUGCUUUUAACGUAGGUUUGAAAAGGAACCUAAACUGUCAAUCAUCAUUAAAAUCAACGUGAGCCUCUGCGCCCAGCCGCAAUUCUUCUGGCAUCUCUCCUCCUUCACUGCAUUUUUUUUUUGUUCUGUUACUUGAACUUGGGGCUCGAGCCCGACCAAGAUUCGAGCUGCCUCCAAGAACAGCAAGCCAAGUUCAUUUACCAUUAAUUAUUAAGACUAAAUGGACAGGUAAACUAGUGAAACAAUGAAAGUAAAAAAACAAUCCGCCAAAAUAUGGUUUUACACAUCUAUAGAAAAUAUACUAUAAAUAAAGCAAUUAUUCAUUUUCCUAAUGCAAGGUUAUGUUUAUUCCGUUUAAAACGUUAUACAUUUCAAAAAGAGAAUUUUCAGCACUUUGUUUGAACAGCAACUCAGCG